UAAAAUUUAUUUAUUUAUAGAAUUAAGAUAAAAUUCAUAAACAUAAGCAAUUUUAUGUGAAUACAUUAACUUGAUACUUUAGAAAAAUUAAUAAUUUCGACACUUGCAAACUAUUCAGUUCUCCUAUUAUAAAUAAAUUCAUUUUAUAGCAAAUAUCACAUGUUCUAAAUAUCUACCUAGAUAAAUACUUAAAAUUGUACAAUUUCCUAAUUGCUAAAACAAUCAUGUACAGUCUCUCAUAAGAGUAGGAAUAAUUACGGUUUAGAUAUUCACACAAGCAUAUACAAAGGACUUUAAACAAAUCUUCCUUAAGAAAUUCACGGAACAAGGAGCUUAAUUCGUUGGUUGAUGGAACUUUUGAAGAAUUUGCAAUCGAUUUAAUCGCAACUGGAUAUGAUAACAAAUAUCCAUUUAUAGUGAUGAUUGCGGAAUUAACACCGAGAAUAAACACACACCUUCUGUUCAAACAAUCCUUAACAGCAAUCAACCAAAUCUAGCAAUUAUAGAAUUAUCUUACAACUCCAAUGUAUAAUCUACAAAUUCGUUUCAUUUUGAAGAUUUGGUCAGACGAAAAAAAUAUUCAUUUGUAAAAAGAUAUUCAAGAUUUAGAGCUUAAAGAAUUUGAGUAUUUGCUAACUGAUAAAAAAAGUAUUAAUUAUGAUAUAUACACUCGUUCUAAUAGCGUCACGUCUGGAAGCUCUUCAUUGUCUUCAAAGGACGAGGAUAAAACUCCGGUGCCUCCAAGUUCAAUAAUUUAUUUCUCAUAUCAAUACAUUUUAGGUAUAUUCCUUUUAUUUGUUAUUAACUUUGUGUAAUAUUCUGUAAACAGCACGAAAUUGGUCAUUGAUUUCUUUUUAUAUUCCUCAAUGGAAACACAA
This is a messenger RNA of Clunio marinus, 878 nucleotides long. NCBI's taxonomy places the organism in Eukaryota, Metazoa, Arthropoda, Insecta, Diptera, Chironomidae. The record is from the annotation of a GenBank genome assembly.